Molecule: messenger RNA, 6054 nt
Organism: Oncorhynchus masou masou (cherry salmon)
Lineage: Eukaryota; Metazoa; Chordata; Actinopteri; Salmoniformes; Salmonidae
Product: GDNF family receptor alpha-4-like
Exons: 8
Coding region: 432-1841 (469 amino acids)
Biological process (GO): nervous system development
Cellular component (GO): external side of plasma membrane; signaling receptor complex
Molecular function (GO): signaling receptor activity
Source: RefSeq, a predicted model, not a curated record
ACACAGCUCUGUGUUAGAGCUGCACCAUGCAGUCUGACCAUUCUAUUUUCAAGUCUAGCAAGCGCAAUUGAGGACCGACGACGCAAGGCGACAUAAGUGCAGUUGAGAAUGAUUCUAAACAAAUUCUGCCUCUGGGUCGCUUAACCUUUCGGAAACUUUGGAGGGACAUUUUCUGAAAAGACCGCGGAACGCUUGCAGUGUGUGAUGCACGGUAUUUGGGGUAACCUAUUCUUGACUACUCGUCUAAUUAUAAUAUAACUAAUUUAUUGUACUGCAAGUCCUCUCUUUAAAAAAUACGCGACAGCUGCAAACGUUGCAUCCCUGCGAGUCCAGGUUUGGGAAUUGUCACACAUUUGCGAGAAUCGGCUUGGCUUAUUCACUCAGUCGAUCCUGGGACAUACGCGGUGUGGCUGGAUGUUGCAUGCGGGUCAAUGAGCGCGAGGACAAAGUGCCUCCGAAGUCCCCAACUCCCCGACCUCUCUUACCUGAUGCCGUGCAUGAUGAUUGUCCUUGGAAUACUUCUGAAUGUCCUCAGUCAUGGUAGUGUGCUGGCUGGCUCCAUAGACUGUCUGGAGGCGGAGCGGGGCUGUGUGCAGGAUGAGGGCUGUAUGGGGGUGUACAGGGUGCUAGAGUACUGUGCUGCUGAGGAGGCUGUGUCGCCCCUGGGCCCAGACGCCCGACGUGAGUGCCUGGAGGCCCAGAGCGCCCUGCAGCACUACCACCCCCUCCAGGCCUGCAAGUGUCAGCGCGGCUCCCGCCGGGAGGAGCUCUGCCUCAGGGUCUACUGGACCGUCAGAUUCGCUGUGUACGAUGAGAACGAGGUGUCUCCGUAUGAGGAUCUGGAGGUGGAGUUUGUGAGGCACAUAGAGAUGUCACGCAUGGCCUCCAUCAUGGCAGCUUCCUCUCUGCCUCUGGAUGGGCAGAACCAGUGUUUGAAGGCAGCCCAGGACUGUGGUCUGUAUGAGAAGUGUGGUUCUCUGAGGUCGGAGUAUGUUGUGUCCUGCACCAAGCGGCCACCGGGCUCCGACGGCAGCUGUAACAGACAGAAGUGCCACCGAGCGCUGCGACGCUUUCUGGAGCGGGUACCAGAGGAGUACAGCUUUGCCCUGCUCUUCUGCCCCUGCUCCGAUGCCCUCUGUGGGGAGCGCCGGCGGAAGACCAUCGUACCCUCGUGUUCCUAUGAGGAGAGAGACGGCAAGCCCAACUGCCUCAGCCUGCAGGGCUACUGUGCCAGGGACAAGCUGUGUAGAUCUCGGCUGGCUGAUUUCCAGCACAACUGCCAGCCCUCGUCCCAUUCUCCCUCUGGCUGCAUGAGAGAGAGUGGAGCCGUCUGCCUUAAGGCCUACGCGGGACUCAUAGGCACCAUCAUGACCCCCAACUACGUGAACAAUAUCAGUAUGGACGUGUCCCAGUGGUGCAGCUGUGAGGGAAGUGGGAACCAGUGGCAGGACUGUCUGCGCGUCCUGCACAUGUUUGACAGCAACGUCUGUCUGCGUAAUGCUAUCAGUUAUUUGGGUGGCUCUUCCCCUCGCCCUGUGGAGAGCACUACUCUGCCACCUCGUCGCCACGCAUCUGCCACCCCCUCUCCCCACAUCUUUCCGGACAAGAUCAAUGUCAACGUCAACGUUUUAUCAGAACGCAACAGUGUGGAAGACACUGAAGAGGAAGAAGAGGAGGAAAGUCAGGAAUUCAACGUUAUCCCUCAAUAUUCUGAGAAGGAGAAGUCUAGUGUGGGCUCCGGGGCCCGAGGGGGCCAUAGAGGAGCGGCAGGCCAAACAGUACCCAUGCUGCCUCUGCUGCUGCUGCCCGCUGCCAUGCUGGGCUGGGGGUGUCAGGGUUAAUGAGCCCCCCCCCCCUUCUACCUCCCUUACGCUCAGCUACGGUAUCACAUUCACUGGGUCACCUCCACCAUGGCAAUGAGAUAGAAUGGACUGAUGGGGAGACUUAAGGCUGAGGGAAGAACGACCACAAGGAGGAAAUGGACAUUUCUUCUGUUUUACAUUACUUGCUGUAUUUCUGUUUUCCUUUCUUACUUUCCACCGACUGGUCCUUUUCUGUAUUCUCUAUCUUUCCUCUCCUGCUCUGUCUACUUGCGAUCUGUUUAAGUAGUCAUAGCUGCCCAUCUCUUUGCUCCUCUCUCGCGUAAGUAGACGUAGUUGAACAACCUGGGCCGAUAAAUAAGUCGAUGGCUGAAUUAAUAAGGUCUGUCUGGAUGAAUCGAUAUGGCUGUCUGUCCGGUGCCUGUCUCAAGAUUGGCUAUCCAGCUCCACUCUCCCUCUUCACGAGGAGCUCAUCACCCAAGGCCAGUAACAGCACCUAUCUCCAAGAAAACAUGACCAGUGAUUGGUGGAACCAAUGACAGUUCAUUCCUUUGAUUUUUGUGCCAUGCCUCACCUCGCCUUUUUCUUUCUCCUUCGUUAACUCCCUUUCUUUCAUCAUCCCUUGGAUACGAGGGUUGUUGGGCAAGCCACUCUGUGCUAAACCAUAGAGACCUCUGUUGCACUUCCUUCCUGUCUCUUAUGUUGCUCUCCUUGUUUGCACCCUCUUCACCACCUCAGACUAGAUGCCACUGACCUCUCCGGUUUGUACACCACUUAUUCUCAGCCUUGUGGAGGAGAUCUGAGAAACCCACCACAGGCACAAUAAUUAUACCAAAUUUGAAUAAUGACAGUGGCAGAGGAAAACAACAUAAGCAAUAAAACAUGAAAUCAGAUGGCUCAGCGGGCAGGUGCUGGGGCCGUCUGGAUUUGAGCUCAGGGGAGAGAGGAACCAAUUUGCUGCUGUCUGUAGUUCACAAGUGCUUUCUAUCCCUAGGUGUUGUUAUAGUUUUGGAGAGACAAUAUCACACUUAGCUAUACCUUUCCUGCCUGUGUUUGAGUAGGAGUAGAUAGAGAGGGGGCACUAUAGAGCCUCUGGCAGCUCUGAUCAUUGAGCAUCACAUUGAGCCUCUAAAUCUUUUGCUGACGUUAAUGUUUUUUUUCUCCAUUUUUUUCUUGCAUCUCUCAUUUUCUUGUGAACUUGCAAAAUGAACUCCCACCUGAGGGGAAGUAGGUAAAGGGCUGUGGGUGGUAGUUAAAGGGGGAAACUACUCUACUGUGGAAUUGUGUACGUGACUUGUAUUCAUCGACUUCUUUCCGUUCUAGAGGGAGAUGUUAGACCUGACUCGUGCUCUCACCGAUAAUACAUGAUGCUAAAAAGAGAGAAAUAUUCACAGGGCAUAUUUGUGCUGCAGCUCUUUACAUCAUCUGCCACCAGUGAGGGGAAUCGCUGGGACUUAAUUCUGAGUAUUAAUUAAGCAGGCACGAUGGCAUCCGUACGGUCUAACACCAUCUCCAAUCUGGACAUUGACGUUCAUGACGACUGCUGUUCUUUUUUAAUAGACACUGUCAUCACUCACUGCCUCCUGGCAAGGGAUCCUUAUGCUAGUGAUCAUCAAAGUGAGUGAACGCACAAGAGAUGACGUGAGAGCGACAAGCCUGGAUUUACACACUGAAACAGCCUAAAUAAAUAUGAUCGUAAGCCAUACAAGCGAACAGCAAGAGGGAACGAGCGUGCCAACUCUAAAUGUAUCACGUUGGUUUUGUUUGUACAGCUGUAUUCACACAUAUUUCCCCCAUGGCCAAAUGGUUUUAAUAAUAUCCAAUGACGUUUAGUGCUGACGUUUAGUGCUGACGUUUAGUGCUGACGUUUAGUGCUGACGUUUAGUGCUGACGUUUAGUGCUGACGUUUAGUGCUGACGUUUAGUGCUGACGUUUAGUGCUGACGUUAGUGCUGACGUUAGUGCUGACGUUUAGUGCUGACGUUUAGUGCUGACGUUUAGUGCUGACGUUUAGUGCUGACCCAUGAAGGCGCUUCUCGAGGUCUGUUCGGUUUUGAUUCGAUUAUUUAAAAAAUAAUCACGGUUUUCGAUUUCGGUUUCAAAUCUUCUUCUUUUUUUUCCACAUUAAAUGCACCAUGCAUUAUGUGGGUUGAAUUCUGUAACACAGAAUAAAAAGUCAAGUGAAAGUCCCAUGGUGGUAGUGACUGUCCAUUACUGCUCAUCACUUAUUAACCAUCAUUUAUUCACAUUACUUUGCUUUAAUACAAUAUUUUGUUUUAUUCAAUGGUUUUAUUAUUUCAUUCCAAGUCAUCAUCUCAUCUCUAUAGAGCUGCCGCCUAUGCUGUCUGACAAAAUCACCAUUUUAGUCAUUCUUCAAAGUAAAUAAGGCAAACUUAUGACUGCUGAAUGCCAACUAUCAAUCACUUAAAUCAUAUAUUUUCAUGUAGAGAUGCCUCACAAAGCAACUGCUUUCUAUCCAUCUCGUACGUCCUCUCUUCUUUCCGUCUCCAUUAUCGAGGUCUCCGUGUGGAAUAUGGUCAUUGUAGUUAAUUGCCACAUUUUCUGCGCUGAACUAUGUAGAAUAUUAGCCUGUUGGAAACUACAACUCCCUACUACAUCACGCAGUUUGCGCUUGAUCUGAUUUAUUUCUACCGAAACUUAGCAACGUGCUCACAGAAAAAAAAAUGAACAAAAUUAAAUUCAAAUCAUUUUGAUUGAUCACUGAGAACUAAAAUAUUGAUAUCAUGUUUUUGUACUCAAAUAAAUCCACAGAGAAAGGGAGAGGUAAGUGGGAACGAAUGGAAAAGGUGCGACAGUGGGGGAUUUGGGAAAGAUGGGGAGAGUGACAGACGUAGAUGCAGAGAGAGGGAGAGAGAGACCGAGAGAGAGAAAGCAAGGGCUCUUAAAAGCUUUCAGUAGCGUUGCUGUUGUAGUCAGGCCCUCUCAGAUUUAUUUUCAUGCCUGUGGCUAAGAGGCGAGUGUCUGUUCCACUCUAUUACUCCUGUGCUUUAACGUCCUGAACUGUGUGCCUCCACCUCCGUUUGGCCUCACAGACCGACAACGCUACUCUCCCGUACAUGCAUUCCCAUCACUCUCUGCCACCGUGUGUAUUUUACAAUCAUCUGCUGCCCCUCACAGACAACAUGCCUCUACAUCUUCUACCCAUUCCUCUUUUCUUUUUGAAACAACAAACACUGUACCAUCAACUACUUGUACAAAGCUUUAUUUUAUGGUAGGCUUAUGUACGCUUUAAACAGAAAAUGUGUAUAUAUUUUUGUUUUCUUUUCUCUUGUUGUAAUUAUCAUUGAGAGUGAGCUGUGCCAUAUAGGGCUGGAUCUGCCCUGUUGGAUCUUAUGUAUGCCUCUUGUAAGUGUAUAUGUGCAGGUUAUGGUCAAGCAUCUGUCAGUCUGUCUGUUUGUAACAGUGAAACACUGUUGUUCUGCGGUGUCCUGCUUGCGUUGACCUUGAUAUACAUGUUGGUCAUUUUUAGUAUGGUAUAUGAUGAUCAUCAUGUUCCGCGUUAGAAUCACACUGCUCAUUUACAAAGCCGAUGCUACCAAGCCCCGUACAGUUGUGUAAAAUUGGAUUAGCUGUCUGAAUCGCACCACUCCUGAGAGUUGUUGACUGAACACUCUGUGGACAUGGUGUAAGGCCACUUCUUGAAAGUGAUCCUCAGUUGGCAAGCUGGUGAACACGUUCAACUUGAGGAGUUGCCGGCCUCUCUGCCAGCCCUCUGAAACAGUCUUGAGCUCUGUCCAUUAGUAUCAAAAUGGUCGCCAUUUAGAAAAUGGACCCUUGUUAUGUAUGGAUGGGGCCAGUGAGAGACUUGGAAACUCUCCAAGUAACAUAGUAAGCGCAUUGCACUGAACGUGCCUAUGUAGACUUCAGUUGGAGAAAGGAAUGAAGGACACUACAGUGGGCUGAGUUUAACAUGAAACAGCUACUGGAUUAGGGGCGAUAUCGAUCCUUAUUUUGACAAUGAGUUAUCUCGAACUUCAGAGUUCAGCAAUGCCAAAAUGUCCCCGCCAUCGCCACUGCUUCAAGCCACACAGUGCCCUCCUCAGCCCUGUGUCACACCAUCCACCUUCAUGGCCAUGAGUUCCGCCGUGCACUAUUCAUGCCUGAUGGUGUGAGUUUACAAUCAGGUGUGAGCACUGUGUGGAUCUUCAUCAAAUGUGAGAAUUUACAAUGCUGUGUGAAAAAGACUACAUACAAUAAUAAAACAUUUAAAAUGA